Molecule: messenger RNA, 931 nt
Organism: Ciona intestinalis (vase tunicate)
Lineage: Eukaryota; Metazoa; Chordata; Ascidiacea; Phlebobranchia; Cionidae
Source: RefSeq, a predicted model, not a curated record
UACUAGUGUUGUUAUAUGAUAAACACUAUUUUUUCAGAUCAAAUAUUUAUUUUGUUUGCAAACUUUGCAUAUUCAGUUAUGACUUACCACCAAAACAAAGGAAAAAAGCAUGAAAAAGGAGAGUUUAAAUGUUUCGAUUACGUGACAUUUUGGGUUGGAAAUGCAAAACAGGCAGCGGGAUUUUAUUGCACCCACAUGGGAUUUGAACCUUUUGCAUAUCGAGGACUAGAGACAGGGGAACGGAACAUUGUCUCACAUGUUGUAAGACAAAAUGAGAUCAUUUUUGUUUUCCAAUCUGCACUAAAACCUGGGAACACUUUGUUUGGAGCGCACCUGCAAAAACAUGGGGAUGCAGUUAAAGAUGUGGCUUUCUCUGUAGAGGAUUGCAAAGCUCUUAUCGAGGCGACUAAAAAGCGAAGUGAAGUUGUUGUUGUGAAAGACGUGUGGAGCGAAAGCGAUGUAAAUGGUUCCGUAAAUUUUGCAAUUGUUAAAACAUACGGAGAUACAACGCACACACUGGUGGAAAGACAUGACUACAAAGGACUGUUCUUACCAGGGUUUAAACCUCCUCUAUUCGUGCCAACUAUCUAUAAAACAUUACCAGUUCCUGCUCUCAACUAUAUUGACCACAUAGUUGGUAACCAACCAGACAAGCAAUUGGAGCCAACUGCAGAAUGGUAUGAGAAGAAUCUACUUUUUCAUCGAUUCUGGUCAAUUGAUGACGACUUAAUGCACACAGAGUACAGCGCACUCAGAUCCACAGUCGUUACCAACUUCCAGGAGACGAUAAAGAUGCCACUGAAUGAACCAGCACCGGGAAAGAGAAAAAGUCAGAUACAGGAAUAUUGUGAAUAUAAUGAUGGCCCAGGAGUUCAGCAUAUUGGAAUGAACACCAUUGAUAUUAUAUCAGCAGUAGGUUUUUAUCAUUGGG